UACAGGGUACAGGGGCUCUGCAGGCUAAUGAGGAGACUCUGCCCAAGGACAGCCCCAGAAGCUGACGAUUCUCGGAUUCUUUGGAUAAAGACAAGAGGCCAUUAGACCGUGCAACUUCCAGAAAAUCCACACAUUGGAGAGAAAACUCUUUAUCAGACUGAGAAAAAGCUUUAGUGCAAUGAGCAUUCCCAACUCCCAGAUGGAACUUCCCUCAGUGGCACAACAUGAAUGCCCAGAAUGUGGGAAAAGAUUCUCAGAAAAAAACAAACUUAUUAUUCAUUUCAGAGUCCACACAGGGGAGAAACCAUUCAUGUGCAUGGAAUGUGGGAAAAGUUUCAGGCGAAAGCAAUACCUUACAGAACACCAAUUAAUUCACACGGGGGAGAAACCAUUCAUGUGCACGGAAUGUGGGAAAAGUUUCAGGCAAAAGCAAAGCCUUACAGCCCACCUAUUAAUUCACACAAGGGAAAAACCAUUCAUGUGCACGGAAUGUGGGAAAAGUUUUAGACUAAAGCAAAUCCUAACACAUCACCAGAGACUUCACACAGGGGAGAAACCCUAUGCAUGUACAGAAUGUGAUAAACAAUUCCAUCAAAGUAGUAACCUUCUCAGCCACCAGAGGAUUCAUACAGGGGUUAAAUUUUUGUGCAUGGAAUGUGGAAAAAGCUUCUUCAACAAGAGCUACUUUCAGAAUCACCAAAGAAUUCACACUGGGGAGAAACCAUUUUCUUGCACAGAAUGUGGGAAACGUUUCACCAUAAAGAGCCAGCUUAGUGACCAUUACACGGUUCACACAGGGGAGAAACCCUUUGCUUGUGCAGAUUGUGGGAAAAGCUUCUCCAACAAGAGCUACUUUCAGAAUCACCAAAGAAUUCACACAGGGGAGAAACCAUUUUCUUGCACAGAAUGUGGGAAACAUUUCACUGUAAAGAGCCAGCUUAGCAGCCAUUACACGGUUCACACAGGGGAGAAACCCUUUGCUUGUGCAGAUUGUGGGAAAAGUUUUGCUUUAAAGGGAACUCUUACCAGACACCAGAGAAUUCAUGUGUGAGAGCAACUUUCAUGUGUAGGGAAUUUGGAAAACUUUAUACUGCAAAGUCCAACCAGCAACACCAUCAUCCCCACAAGGGAGAAACCAUUCACUUGCACAGAAUGGGGUUUCCCCAAUAGAAGGUUUCAUCGCCUCCCCCAGAACAUUCAUACAGGGGAAGAGAUACGUCACUGAUUUCUCCUCCAUAUUCUCCCAUUCCAACAUUGCCUAUUGGCCAUUGGAGCUGCCAAUCAUAUCUGUAGGUACCAACCCACACACUAUGGGGUUAUUUGUAUGUAAAAUAUAUUCCUCAAUAAAUGUAAUGCAAUA
Messenger RNA from Xenopus tropicalis (tropical clawed frog), 1360 nucleotides. It is a transcript of the gene znf33a, whose product is annotated as zinc finger protein 33A. Gene Ontology annotation, molecular function: identical protein binding. The record is from RefSeq and is marked provisional. Gene Ontology annotation, cellular component: nucleus. NCBI's taxonomy places the organism in Eukaryota, Metazoa, Chordata, Amphibia, Anura, Pipidae.